AUGUAUCCUAAGUGUAUCCAGCAGUGGGCCUUGUCCCUGACCUGGGCUGUGAGCAUAUUUCAAGGAGUUCGGGCGACGGAGUCGUUGGCAAACGGAGUUGAGCUACGAAUUAUGCCCGUAGGAGACUCUAUUACACAUGGUUACCAAGGCGGCUCAAUAAACAUUGACGGGAACGGCUACCGUCGACAACUGUGGUGGAAUAUCAAAGACAACACCAAGAAUUUUGUUGGUAGCCAAAUGUCCGGCAACCUUCCAGAUCCGUACAGUGAGGGAUACGAUGGAGCAAUCAUUGCAGACAUUGCCACAUUUAUUAAUGGCUCACUAUCAUCAAUGAGACCCAAUGUGGUUCUUAUACAUGCAGGAACCAAUGACAUGAACCGGCCGAUCGAUCCAGAUAACGCACCAGAGCGGCUAGGUGCUAUGAUCGAUGAGGUAGUCUCGAUAUGCCCAGAUGCAGCUGUUCUUGUGGCAGAAAUAAUCACUACCAAUGAUACUGCAGCUGCUGAACUGGGGCAAAAAUAUAAUGCUGCGAUCCCUGGUGUGGUCUCUUCUCGUGCUGAUGAUGGCAAGAAAGUCUUACUGGUAGACAUGAGCAGCCUACUGACGACAGCUGAAUUAACCGAUGGUAUCCAUCCUACUGAUGAAGGCUACGGAAAAAUGGCGAACGCAUGGUUUGCAGGGAUCCAGGAAGCCGCACAAAAGGGGUGGAUUAAGGAGCCAGUUCCACUAUCAAAAGCACCGACAGGGAGCGGAUGUUCUGCCGUACCAGUGUGGAAUCCUAUUGAUGAGAUUGCUGUCGGCGAGGGUAGUGCAAAUCUUUGGUUUGCAGAUCUAGACGGCGAUGGCAAGGACGACUAUAUUAUGCUUGACAACAAUGGAGCUGCGACUGCUUAUCUGAAUGCUGGCCCAACUGGCCCGGGCGGUCAAAUUUGGGAUAGCCAGGGGGAAGUGAUGAAAAGUGUCGGUGCGGAGGCCACCCAAGUCCGAUUCGCCGAUAUUAACGGUGAUGGAAAGGCGGAUUAUCUCGUUGUUCACGACAACGGUACGGUAAACUGUUGGAUAAAUGAACGUUCUGGCGACACUGGGAUCUUUACGUGGACUGCACAGGGUCAAAUUGUGACCGGGCAUGGACAUGACGGCCCAGGAGUUAUCUUUGCCGAUAUAAAUGGGGAUGGUGUAGAUGACUAUUUGUGGGUAUCGGAGUUAGGUGAAGUGACUGUGUAUCUCAACGAUGCCAGCAACCCACCGAAAUGGAUUUCCCAAGAAGAAGAAAAAUAA
This is a messenger RNA of Talaromyces rugulosus, 1278 nucleotides long. RefSeq lists its product as uncharacterized. The coding region runs from base 1 to 1278 and encodes 425 amino acids. The record is from RefSeq and is a predicted model, not a curated record. Lineage: Eukaryota; Fungi; Ascomycota; Eurotiomycetes; Eurotiales; Trichocomaceae. The transcript is spliced from 4 exons. Gene Ontology annotation, molecular function: phosphatidylcholine lysophospholipase A1 activity.